AUGGCCUUGUCGAAGCCUGGCGACGACGUUCCACGUAGUGCUGUGGCAGCACACGCCAAGCAUGCGUGGCUCACGCUGGCCAAACCCCAUGCGUGCGUGCUUCCGACUCUUGACUCUAUGCCAUGGGAGGUAAGCAAGCGCGCCCGAACGAUCAUGGUGCCGCAAGGUUUGAUGCCGCCCAUGCCCGCAAACCGCCCGCUGGCAUCGUUAAGUACAGACAGCAGUGACGCUGCCUUUACCCAGGAGUGCUUCAAAGUCGCAGGUGUGCGGCCACUGAAGGCCCGAGACGAGUCCAUCAGACAACAGACUGCGUCAUAUGAAAGGCAGUGUGCUAUCAAGAAGUGGCUCACACUUGUUGCAAUGGAGCCUGCGGCGUGGGAGAUAGCGAGACAGAUGUAUAGCAAAUAUGAGCUUCGUUUUGCCACUGGCGGAAUUGUUGAGAGCGUCAGUGACGCGCUGGAGAACAAGGCGACCUCCACUUUACACGGCCGAGGGAAGCGCGAGCCUUGGAAAUUGGGCUGCAAGUUGGAUGCCAAGGGAUUGAAUACCAUGGCAAUUUUUGCGUUUGCGUGCAACUUCUCACCUGGAGGGACAGACGAGAAGCCGCUGCUCGACUUAGUCAAAGAGGUGCUAGGAGGGGAGCCAAGCGCCAAGGAAAUGGCGUGUAUGCGUAGACUCUUUGCAGAGUCUUACGCAACUGUUGGCGCGGACAUAAAGUCGCACGUCGAGGCGUCUGAUGAGUCAGCUGUCAAGAAGCUGGCGCCGGCAGACAGAGCUCAGCGCCUGAAAGACCAGCAGGAGUGGAGCACUUGCGUCUCGCGUGAGCAUGAGCUUGCGACAGGCUUGAAGAAGGACACAGGCCUCAGUUUUGAUGCUUCCGGGGCACUGAAGCUCACGAACAAGCAGCGUGCGUCCCCGUGCGAUGUCAGUACCGACAUGUUGGUGCGGUACUCUCUUGUGCGCAGAGGGCUCGCCCUAGAGCAAGCCAAUGUUAUGUCCUAUGAGAAACAUGAUCUGCUUGUCGAGAAACUUUUCCAGUGUCGUUUGCAGGAUCCACCACCGGGUUUUGCUAGAGUGUCUCGCUCUGGAAUCAAGAUGUCAGCUGGGGGCCGUCCGUGCGAUGUUGCUUUCCAGUCAUGUCUCACCAGUUCCGAGUUUUUGUCGAUCUUGCAGCAUAAGCCCCUUGCAGUAGGUGGUGAUGAAACCGCAGAGCCACCUCUCAAGCGCCUGCGACGCGACCCCGAUAAAGGCAAAGGUGGCAAGGGUCAAGGCAAGGCCCAGCUCCAUGGCAAGGGUGAUGGUGCUGGUCGUGUACCAGCCGAAUUGCUUGCGCUUGGGUGUGUGUCACGCAUGCCCAAGAACCAUCGCUUGUGUUAUGACUACAGCCUCAAGAAGUGCACUUUGCAUGUCCAAAGCCAGCGUUGCGCGAAGGGCUUGCAUCUGUGUGCCGUGAAGGGAUGUCAUAAGGCCCAUGCAGCGCUGGAUUGCAACCUUGCCAAUGCUAGGGCAAGCAUGAGUGACUAUCGCCCGGCGUAG
Molecule: messenger RNA, 1536 nt
Organism: Symbiodinium natans
Lineage: Eukaryota; Dinophyceae; Suessiales; Symbiodiniaceae
Source: the annotation of a GenBank genome assembly